Messenger RNA from Candidula unifasciata, 10371 nucleotides. The record is from the annotation of a GenBank genome assembly. Lineage: Eukaryota; Metazoa; Mollusca; Gastropoda; Stylommatophora; Geomitridae.
AUGGAUAUGGUGUGUGGUGUCAUGCAGCUUCUUCAAGCCAUCUACAACAGCCUACCCUUUAAUCCCUCAAACAUCAACGAUGCAAACUUCCUGACAUCGAAACUCACCAGGCCGGAUAUUGUCAGUAGAAUUAACAGACUUAUCGAAUUCUCAGAGAUCCGGACUCAAUUGUUAGAGAAAACAACGUCCACGUCUGAAAAUGUAGAACAGGAUUUUAUUUCUUCUGUGGAUAGUUCAAAACCUUCGACAAACAUCUAUGAAGAUGAGAAAGUGAAGAAUACUCAGUCUGCAGACGCGACCUUGACCUCAAAUGUAUCACAGCUUAUUGUGGAGGUCAGCUGUGAGGACAGCCCAGAGAAACCAGACAUUCAGACUCUUCAUUCAGAAAAUAGAUCUACUGAACAUCAUUCUGAGCUAAAAAGUGGGGAUUUCGAAGAAUGUCAUCAAAUGUCCUCUCCAGAUUGUGAAACUGCUGUAAAAGAGAAACCACCAGAAGGCAGUUCCUAUAUACGAGAUUCUACCAAGGUAACACCUCGAACAAAACACUUGGAUGUUGCUUCUGUCCAUCAUAUGAAUGAUGUCACUGCUGACCCAAUUCGUUGCAUUGGUGCACUGAUUACGACUCUCAAGGGUGUCAAGGUCAAUUAUAUCCACUCCAUGAAAUGCCUCAAGCGUCGACAUAGAAACUGUGAGUACGGCAUGUGUUACGAUCACCACCACGACAUCCUGGGCAGUCCUCAUUAUGCCAGCAGUAAUUCCACUCAGUAUUACACCAACGACGCAGAUUAUGAACACAGUCCUAGUCACAGUCGCCAUCUUAGUCGAAGACAAUCAGUGAAGUCAUCACUAGACAUGUCGUCAGCGCCAGGUACAUGUGUAGUUGCUGAGCUAGCUACCAUUUUACUGGAUUACAUCUCUGAAGCCAAAUUCAAAGCCAGUCGUAUUCAUCUGAUGUCCACUCUUCGAUCAGUUGGUGUCUGCUGUUGCCUGCAGCCAGAAGCGGUCAUUUCUGCCAUUGUGCCUCAACUUCCAGUAUUUUCUCAUGCGGUUCGAAGCUACGCCCUGGACACUCUGACCUCAAUCCUGUUAGAUCAUUUCCAAGGUGCACAGGAAGCUAGGGAAGUUAUAAAAUUGACACCAAAUAGCAACAGCACAAAAAAUUCAGAGAAAUUCAAAUCUGCAGAUUCUUCAGUUGCUUCUUAUGAUUCUAGUCGAUGUGUCCAUUGUUACCUGGAAGGUUCAAGCCCACUUCUAGCUGGCCUUCCUACAGCCAUGGAUUCUGGUUUUUCUAGCUGUGAUAUUGAGGAGAUGAGAAGACAGAAGCUUCUUGAGCGAUGGAAGUCUCUGAGGCUUCUGCAGAAGAUCAUCAUGUCCAAGGAUGAAGGGCUAGCUCUCACGUGUGCCAAGCAUUUAAUGACUCUCGCCAUCAGGGGCAACAGCCAGAUUAAGGAGGAGUUGUUUUUUGGAGUGUAUUUACAUGUGCUUUUUAUGAAAGUCCGUAUGCCGAGACGAUUUUCAGAGCAGUCUAGAUGUUCUUUGUUUACUGGAAAUUUGUUGGAUAAACCUAACACAGGAGAUUUGUUGGAUAAAACUAACGCAGGAGAUUUGUUGGAUAAAACUAACGCACAAGAUUUGUUGGAUAAAACUAAUAAAGUCAGUAAAGACAUGACAGCUUCAGAUGCAGGAUUAUUAGGAGAUAAUCAAUCGUCUGUGCCGUCAGUGUCAUGUUCUAUUUCUCGUUUGAACUCACAAGAGUCUCUUAAUGACUCAUUUAUCAUAGGUGGGUCAUUAGCUUCAACGGACCUAUCCACCACAGACGACAGCCUCUUUGUGGGAUCCGUCUCAAGCUCGGUAAUGCUUCUGUGUGUUUCUGCCCUGCCAUAUGUUUUACAGGUGGACAAAGUCAUGUCUAUAUUUCUGGCUAAGAAAGGUUUAGCAAAACUGACAGACCUUUUGGAGUACGAGCAGCUGCGAUCUCCAGUGAUGAGUGUGUUCGAAGCCUUAAUCAUGAUUGAUGAACGUCGGCUACGGGACAGCCAUUCUGACCACAGGUCUGUGUAUGAAGGAGGUGGGGUCAUUCAAACUUUCAUAGACACACUGGCUAAACGAACUUGCAUGGUCACAGCCACUUUGCAGCAGAUCAGCUUGCAGAACUCCAAGGACAAGACAAGUCGGAGCCCCAAGACGUUGUUGAUGGACGAUGAGCUCAUGAAAGCAUAUAAAUCGUCAGUCAGUGAUGAAAGCAGUAGUGCAUCUGCUGAGAAGAAAUCUACUUCCAAAGAGUUUUGUGUAGAUGAGAUCACAUCCAGCAACAUGAUUGAGACACUUCCAGUGCUGCUGGAUAUGUGGAAAACGUGUGCCAAGUUGUGCAUGAACAGUCGCAUGUUCCGGGCAUAUUACCGAGAAUCACCAUGUCUGUAUGUAGUUCAGGAAACCUUGGUUCUUGCUCUGAGCUUACUCGGUGAGCUCAGCGAAACCAGGAGAUGGUCCAUCGACAUCGACUGCCUUCCUCAGUUUACCGCAGCCAACACUGCCUCAACUGAUACCACUGACAUCAGUAGAGAAAACAUCACCAGAAGCUUUAGCGUGGAGAACACCAAGUUUGUGCGCAGCUUCAGUAUCGAACCAGCGGCUGCUUCUGAGGCUGUUGGUGAGGAUGAAGACAGAUCCAACAACAUCCUGUUUAGCCAUGAAGCCAAGCUGGAGUUUAUUGAAGCUGUGAUGAUGGUCUGCUUCUCCUGUCACACGAUAUCCCCGUCACAGACGGUAAGCUGGAAGUUAAACCUCUCCUGUCACAUGAAAUCCCAUUUACAACUAAACAGCAAUCAGUCCGAGGUCGCCUGCAUGCUUGACAAAACCUUCAUAACACAAGCCAGAAAAUGUCCGCCCAAACAGCAUUUCCUUCAGGGACAUGAGGAUGAGCUGUGGCUUCGUUUAAACUCAGCUUUGAAAAGCUGCAUCCACUUGGAGGCAUCUAAACUGUCGGCUGUAUUCCACAUGUUGCUGAAUGUUGCACUUCCCCGCUGCCCGUCUGUUCUGGAGUACUCAUAUUCCCAGAUUGUAUCAAUGCUGAACCUCAGGGAACGAGAAGACAUAGCAGAUGAGGACGAAGUGAAGAAACUGCUGCAGCAAGGCAUUGAGGAGGACGGGGAUGCUAUUUUCACGGAACAUGGCUACGAAGGCGACACCGAGUGCUCAGUUUGUUUUGACUGGAAGAAGGGUGAGAGUUGUUUCUGGCUAGAGUACAGUCUGGAGAACCAAGCAGUUCCAAACUCUGGCUCCUCGUCAUGCACCUGUUUCCCUGCAGUGUUCCGCCUCUUUGUGGAGCUAAUGAUUGCUUGUCACCGCAUUGCCUCAAGGGGAGUAAUCCUGCACACAGUGGCCUUGCGUCUGCUACAGACAUUGAGGUCAAGCAGGCGAGCAGUUAGAGCUUUCUGCUCCGAACAUCUCCUAGAAGUUCUGAUGGAAGGUUUCCAGGAAGUUUUAAUUCAUUGUCCAUCAAAUGGAAAACAAUCCACACUGCAAGAAAUCAUUCUGUCCCUGAUACAAGUGGCAGGACAAAGUGAGAUCUCCGCCUCCGAACUCAGGCGCUUCUUGGUGAUGUUUCAGAACAACACACAGACUACAAACUCCUUGUUGUCAACUCUGCUGGCAGUCAUUGAGAAGACGAUUGUUCUGCCGAACUAUUCAGCCGCCUUCCCAGUGAAAACUGUCAUGGGACCAGAAACAUCUUCCAGUUCUUCUGAGGCUUCAGAUAACAGAAAGAGCACACGAACAGAUCAGGCAGUCUGGCAGCACACGGCAGUGGAACUGGAUGUCCCUGGUAUCUCCUGGCCACCAAAUCCAUCAGGGUUCACCGUAGCUAUCUGGCUAUGUCUGGAUGAGUACCAAAUCUGUGUCAAGAAGGAUGUGGGCAAGAAGACUGCAAAAGACAGAGGCGGUAAACCUUAUUCUGGUUCUGAGGAGUUUGAUCGAAUGUUCACCAUUGGCCAUAGACUGUCUGUCAGUGAGUGCCUGCUUGUUUUUGCCAUUGGAAACAAAGAGAAGAUGUUUGAGGUGUGGGUACAUCCCAGAACAGGCUCUGUCUACUGCAGACUGACCACCGGUCUGUUCGAUGUUGGUGUGUUGAAGGACUGCACCUUUGAGCAUCUGUUGAAGCCCAACACUUGGCAUCUCCUGACAAUCAACUAUUCCGAGUCACUGGAUGGAAGCACAUUUAUGGGCAAGCUGAAUGUUCUACUGGAUGGCUGGCAGAGGCAGUCAGCAAUACUGGAUCAUUCUGCAUCAGUCAGAAGAAAAGAUCAGAAGAUUGUUCAACGUCCUGCCCUGUGUAUUGGAGAUGCCCGCCAUGGUGUCACCAAACUUCACACUGGAAGUUGGAAACUGGGAACUCUUCGGUUGUUUAGAGAUGUGGGUCUGAGUGAUGACUGGUGGCUGCACCUGUACUGUCUGGGCCCCAACUGUGAGGGUCUCAGCAAGUGUGACUGUGGGGAACUCAGGGCCUGCUACAUACCAGCCAUGCAGAAACACAAGGCAGGGGUCAUGAACCUGACCUGGGACGUCCUAGUUGGCAUGUCCCAGUUGUCAGAUCUGGAUGUGGCCAGGGCAGCGCAAGUUUUGGUUUAUAGAAUCAACCAACCAGAACAGUACACCAUCUUCACAUCUUCACAGUCACAUGUUGAUUCCACUCAUAGUGACCUUGGCUUGGUUCCACUGUCAGGGUCAGUGUCUGACCUCUUGACCCAGAAACCUGUUGCCAUGCCAGCACGGAUGAGGGGGAGGGUCAAGGUUAGAGAGCUGAACACACUAGAGAAGGCUAUUCAGCAGGCGGGUGGCAUUGAGGCCUUCUUGUUCUUAGUUGCUAAGAUUUUUGAAGACAGCAUGAAAGCGGUCAGUGCCGGUGGAAGCUUGGAGAUGGCGGAGUACCUACAAAGUAAAGCCACCCACAUCCUGUUUCAGCUGGUGCAUAAGUUUCCCACUCUGACGCAGGCUUUUAUGACCACCAACGGCUACGCCAUGCUGGCUAAAGUUUUGACCAGUUCCAAGAGCAUUGUUGGAUAUCAGUUGCUGAAGGUUCUGAUGGACGCUUGUACAACAGAGUCUGUGUUUAAAACCAGCCAGAACUCAUCUCGACCGGUCCUGCUGAACCACCCGGAAGCGGUUAUCAGGGACAUUGAGAUUCUGAGUCAGCUGCUUCUGCAUUGGAGAAUCUGGCACAAGGCGGGAGAUGAUGUCACAGCCACACUUUUCCAAGCUCUGGAGGCGCUGGUCAGCAGCCGACAUCCGCACCGCAAUUUUAAUCUGAAGCAGAUGCAGGCAGGUGGAGUUAUGAAUAAGAUCUUCAGUAUUUACUUGGAAAGAAUCCAAGAUGGCCAACCUUCCUUGUCUGUGAAAGUGAGCCAGUCAGCAGCAAAAGUGAUCACAGGUCUGCUAGGGUCUCCCCCAGAACUCCACUUGCUCAUGUCUCUCAUGGACUUCCUGUUGCUGGUUCACCCUGCUGCCAGUGGCUUCAUCAGUUUCACUCCAUCGUCCUUCUAUUUCAAGCUUUGGUGGGAAAGUGCCAGAUCCCGAGCCACCAGUUCCAACCAGCACAAGGCCAGGGUGGUCAACAAGCAUGCCAACAGCGAGUCUUCAGCUACAAGACAGACUGAGUCAACUGACCAGGUGGAUUCAAGGACACCCUCAGUCCAAGAGUCAGUGAAGUCUUCGAGUGCGCAGCUUUUGCCAAAAUCUCAGACAGUGACGUCCAUCAGCUGCUCCGCAGACUCCCAGGAGGAAGAAGGAAUCUACAAGUACCCUCCACUAAAGGCCACUAAAGCAGAGGACCAGCACAUCCUGGACACAGACACUGACCACGAAGUCAAGGCCAGUGGUCAUAAGAUGCAGCAAGAGACAUCUACAGCCAAGAAUGGCGAGGGUGUAACGAGGUCAGCAAGUUCCCUGGGGCAACAUGGCACAACUGAAAUUGCCAGAAGUUUUAGAGAUUCAGAUGACAGUCAACAGAAACCGCAGGAAGAAUCAGUCAUUGAAAAAAAAGAGGCAACUGAAGGACAAGACAAGGAGGAUCGGAAAGACUCUGUGGCCAAUGAAGACACUGAAGAUGAGGCCAGGAAGCACAUCCUGAUGUAUUUAAGUUCUGUUUCCGACAAACAAUCUGAUCUGGAUGAUGCCAGUGUUAACCUGACUGACAGUGGAGACUUGAAAACUGCCAUCCAGCAAGAGGAACAGAAAGACAGUGGAAGUGUAACAUUUGACAAAAAUAAUUCCAAGUCGGAGAAGACAGCAGAAGCUCCCCCUCGCCCGCUAGACGAGGAGGAAUCGGAUCAGGGACUGAUUUUGCUGUGUGUCAGUCUGAUUGAAUACUUGACCCAGAUUGUCCAUGAGUUUGCCGAGGCAUCAUUAGAUAAUGUCUUCAGUAAAGUGGUCAACCCCAAAAGUUUGCUAGUUCUGGCCAAGAACCCAUCCAGUGACAUGAGACUUGCUGUCAUCAAGCUUCUGGGUGCCUAUCUCUCGAAGGCGCCAUCAAAUCUCAUUGAUGCAUUCAUCAAAAUGGAUGGCUUUUACCUCCUGGCAAAUCAGCUGCGUUCAUUUUCUGUCUGCUGGCAACACGUGGAAACUGCAGUGUCCAUUCUUUUGGGACACAGGUUCACAUUUGAUGAUAAUUUCAUAGUUGAUGAUCUCGGAGAACUAUCCACGGUACAGCAGGCAGCCCCAGUCUUGCUGCUGUCCUUGUUGGAUGGCACAGCCUCCGAUACUGAACUGUGCCGCAACUCCCUCACUCUUUUAUCUCAGCUUCUGGAGGCCAACUCAACAAUGAGCACUCUGUUACUAGAUAUUGGCCUGGCGGAAACUAUGUGUAACCUGGCCACAAACAUACAGAGACGUAACAGCAGCAAACCCAGUCUGGAGGAGAAGGAGCUGACAAACGCACUUCUGAUCGAUGUGCAGCUUGUCCUGUGUUCUGCUUCUGUGAGAGAGUUUGGCUGGACAGGCCCGUCUCACUUCCAGAAUGUUGACGAUAUGUUCACUUUGCUGAAAGCCUUGGAAGACUAUGAGUUUAACAGGGACACAGAAGCCAGCAAGAAGAGAGCAGAAACAGCCAGAGCCUUUCAGAUUUCUCUGGUGGUGAAGAUUCUAGAAUAUGUUGAGAAGCGCAGCGGGGAGCUGAUGAUGGCCGCCAACAUGGGGUGGUUGACCGCCAGUACUGCAAUCUCUUCCAGUAACAAUAAACCCCGCCAUCUUGUGGCCAGAAACACAGUCUCCUCAAACUCUUUUUCCGCGCCUUUAUCCUCCAAUCCUCGCGUUAAGGCAGAUGAUGUUUCGUUACCGCUACGCCCACCACAAGUUGCCAACCUGAUAAUGAUGCGACGAACAACAUUCUCAUCGCCUGACAUCAUGGGUUUUCUCGCAGAAACCACCGACGAUAGAUCCAACAUCAGCAGCCAGAUCGACAGUGAUUCGUCAGGCUCCAUCCGUCCCAUGCUGUCACCGCGUCCAGAUGCAGGCAAUAAACCGUCUCGAUUGGGCAGCUUGUUUAGCCGAAAAAGGAAGCUCAUCUAUGCCAGUGUCAGUCAGUCAGACCUCUUAGACAGAUUCAAGAAAAUCCUCGUCAUGGCGGUGGAUUUGGCUGUCAUGUUUCCUCGUGAGGAGCAAGUACGACCCCAAGAACAGAGAACUCUGAGUUUUCUUAAAAAAGAAACAAGACCAGCGAGUCUGGAGGACCGCUACCUGAAACAUCUCUUCCUCUCAGUGUACAGAUUUUAUGAGCAGUCUCUGAACAAGGAGCUGAGUGCUAAGAAGUACAAAAAUCCAACGAUGCACGGAGCUAAAGAUGUCCUUAGAGUUCAGUUCACCCGGCUUCUUCUGUGCAUGAUGUCCUUGAAAGUGCACUUUGACCUCAGGACGUAUGCCUUGGCCUUCAUCAUGACUGAGCCGUACGGCAAGGACGCGGUCAAGGCCAUCAUUGCAGAUAAACAAGUGGGCACAGAACUGUGUUUCUACUUGUACAAUUUGCUGGCAACCUGGAAGGAUUGGUUAAACCCAACAGAAAGAGAAUAUGGUUUUGCUCUGAUGUCCAUUUUAAGAAACGCUGACUUUAGUAUCAACAAACCUGACGAGCCGCUGACCCAGGCUCAAGUCAAUGCCCUGGUGGAGGAAAAGAAACAGAUUGACUUGCGGUACAGGAAGGAGCUGGCUGUAUGGCUACAAAAGAGAGAAGUGGGGACUGUCAGGAUUACCAACAAGUUUGAGCCUGUGCGACGUCGCAUCGCAGAACAAGCCAUGACAGUGACUCAGGAUGUAACCCGUCUGCAAGUGGAGGAGCGAAAGAAAUUUGUAGCUCUUAUUAAACGGUCGAUGACCACGCAGAUACAGCUGAAGAAACAGUGGCAGGAGCUGGUGCAGAACCUUACCCAUGAGAGGGCUGUAUGGUACCAGAAACUAUCUUACCCACAAUCCUGGCAACUGGAUCCAACUGAAGGUCCUGGUAGGGUCAGGAAGAGGUUACAGAGAUGCCAUCUGGAAAUAGAAAGACGAUUUCUUUUGCCAAGUCAUCAACAAAAACUUGAUGCCGUCAAGGUGGACCCUCCUCUCAUCUUCCUGUUUGAAGACGAUCAUCAGAUGGCAGAUUCCGCAGCCUUGACCUACAGACUUUACACAAAUGAGAAGAUACAGCACACAUGCAAGUGUACGGUUGUGUCCCCUGCCAGCGAAAGCAAAGGGGAAUUACUUGUUGGUGAGGCUUGCAUCUUUUUUGUUGCUGACGGAGCUAUCACUGUGGCCAACUACACCCAGAUGUUGCUGGGAAACCUGGACCAGCUGUCAAUCACCUGGCCCCACACGGACAUCAGGGAGCUGCACAAACGCUGGUACCAGCUGCAAGAUGUGGGUCUGGAGAUAUUCCUCAUUAGUGGCCGCACCUGUCUCCUGGCAUUCCAGACCACACAGGAUCGAGAUUACUUGUACAACAUGUUACGAAGCUCGCUAGAGCUGCCCAACCUGAUAGCCGGGGAGUCACUUCAGGCGGUGCAACAAGCCUGGCUGGAAGGGGAGGUCACCAACUAUGACUACCUCAUGUACCUCAACAAGUUGGCCGGUCGCAGCUACGCUGACCUCAUGCAGUACCCAGUGUUUCCUUUUGUACUGAAGAACUACCACAGCAGCAUGCUGGAUCUGACCCACCCACAGGAGUAUAGAAAUCUACGAAAGCCUAUAGCUGUCCAGGAUAAGUCCAGAGAAAAGCGAUAUAGAGACAACUAUGAGUUUCUCUGCCAGGAAGCCAACAGGCCCCAUUCUGAUGACGAGAUGGUUCGUGUUGCCCCGUUCCACUACGGCAGCCAUUACUCCAACAGCGGGACAGUCUUACAUUACCUGGUUCGAUUGCCCCCAUUCACAAAAAUGUUUUUGACUUACCAAGACAGAAACUUUGAUAUCCCCGACCGAACCUUCCACAGCCUCAGCACCUCCUGGAGGUUGUCAAGUUUUGAAUCUAGCACUGAUGUUAAGGAGCUGAUUCCAGAAUUCUUCUUCCUUCCCGAGAUGUUCAUCAACAAUGAGGGUUUUGACUUUGGUUUGCGUCAAAAUGGUGAACGUGUCAAUCAUGUGACGAUGCCCCCAUGGUGUGGCGGUGAUGCUCGGCUGUUUGUGCUGAUCAACAGACAAGCUCUGGAAUCAACGAUCGUCACCAGGCACCUGCAUCUAUGGAUUGAUUUGGUCUUUGGCUACAAGCAGCAAGGAGAGGAAGCUGUCAAAGCCAUUAAUGUAUUCCACCCAUCGACUUACUUUGGUGUGGAUGCUAGUGGCAUCAAGGAUAAUGUAAAACGCCAGGCACUGCUGACUAUGAUUCGAACAUAUGGACAGACACCAAAACAGCUCUUCCGCAAUCCACACACAGCCAACCAGGUGCGCUGGUCUGUCGGAGACAGUGAGAAACACAAACUGUAUACGUGCAAGCCAGUUCCGACAGUGUCUGGUCUCAAAUGGGGUAAUUACGUUGGAUCGCCAGACCUGGCUCCACCUGUGUCGCAGGAGAUUGGCCGAGCCUCCAGCAUAAAAAGACUUGUAGCUGUACGCACUGGCCAAGUGUUUGGUGUGGAGAGAAACUCCAACAUUCUCUUACUUCACGCCAAGCAAAGAGAUCUGGCAGUUCGAUCUGUGGAUGUCAUGUGGGCUGGUGUGAUUACGUGGGGUUACCAUGACAACAUUAUCCGCAUCCGCAGCUACCAGGAUAAGCCUCUGAUCAAUUUCCUGCCUCCACAGCCUUCUUGUGGGAGAAUCUCAUGUGUGGAGUCGGUCCCAGAUUGCCGCUUGUUGUUCAUAGCUGGGUCUGCAGGGAUCAUCAAUGUCUACUCCAUGACCCACAAUUCCUCAAAG